AUGGUUAGCCACCAUUAUUUCCCGUCUAUCCACCCUACGCACCACGACCCGUACUCGCUCUUCUACCGGGCCUUCCGUGUGCUCACUCUUGUGCUUAUCGCCCUCGGCAUCGCGACGCUGGUCCUCUGGUUCGUCUACCAGCCCAACAGCCUCAAGCUCUACGUCGACUCCGCCAAGCUCACCUGCUUGGACCUCGUCGACAACGGCACGACGCUGCGGUAUGAUCUCGCCAUUGGCGUGAUCAUCCAGAAGACAAACCGGAAGCAAGCCGUGUUGUACCAGCGGCUGGAGGCCGUGGCACUCUACGGCGGUGAGAAGCACUUAUCUGUAUACAAGCUUGAUCUUGAGUAG
Messenger RNA from Phragmites australis (common reed), 351 nucleotides. Its product is annotated as NDR1/HIN1-like protein 3. The record is from RefSeq and is a predicted model, not a curated record. The transcript is spliced from 2 exons. Bases 1 to 351 code for a protein of 116 amino acids. Lineage: Eukaryota; Viridiplantae; Streptophyta; Magnoliopsida; Poales; Poaceae.